AUGCAGAAGAUUCGUGUUAGACCAUCCGUCGACAUGGAAUGAUGAGUUUUCUCACUAACGGACACUAUUUAUAACUCGUUUGUAUGUCUUUCAGCAGCGUUUUGCCUAAACGCGACGACUGUAUACCAAGAGAGAAGAAACCGUUCAUUCCAGACGAAACGGAUAGAGUUGGGUGACAAACAAACAGGUGAAAUGUUUGCCAACGGUCAUGCUUGGGGAAACCGAAUUUCAAACACUCCUCUACGCGCGGGCGUGUGCGUGUGUGGUAUUUUUAUCUCACAUUUUAAAUUGUUCCUUUUGGAACCACGCGGCUUAUGGAAUGCGAUAGUAACGAGCAAUAUGGGAGACAAUAACAAUGCUCCAAACGACCUUUAUCUGUCGCUCGCUUAUGUUGGUGCUGCCGUUUGGCUGUGGCAAGCGCGGCAGAAGAAAAGGGCCUGAACUUUAUCUGAUUGAGAGUAUAUUAGCACACGAUCACACGAUUAAGUCGUCGAUUUGUGGUUGUUUCUCCUACGCGACGAAGCUUAUCCGCCCCACCGAAGUUGCAUCCGAAACCGAGCGAACCGAGCGAAUACACAGAAUGUGUGUGGACACACUCGGACCGCGCGGUUCAGUUCAGUGUGUCGGGAAACAUCGUCGGAUGCAGAGCGAAGCGCCGUGCCGGUCGGUAGUUCAGGAUAAAGCACCUCCCGGAAGUAUGCGAAACCAAAAAUAGCGUGGCGUUGUAAAUGUAAACGAUUGAUUUUCGCACGAUCGCCCACGUUCUGCGAGAUCGUAUUUCGCGAGAAACAGACACGCACAUCUCACCCGCAUCGGACACAAGUGUCAAGCGUGUUACUAGUACAUGCGCGUUUAAUCGUUUCUAGUGCAUUAGUCUGCAGUGCAAUUAUCGCACAGGCGUGUAAGGGCGUGUUAUCGCAGAGCUUUGUUUCGUCGUUGCCCUACGAACUGUGCCAUUAAAGCAAGGCGCACGCACACAACAUGCUGCUGUCCCAUAUAGUCCUGAUCGUAAUCCUGGCGGGUGUACGUAUACCGUCCUUGGCCUUGGCCGACACGAGUCCUAUCUUCCCUGCCAACAAGCUGACCAUCGCGGAAGGUGCCGGUUUCCUUGCGUUUUUAAAUCCCAACGGUGGAACCGAGCUACUGCGCCAGCCGCGCGUGAUCGCUGGCGCCAGCCCCUGGAUACACUGCUCCGUGUCGGUCAAUAAUGUGCAGUACAGUUUGGACAGUGAUCAGGUGCAUCGCAUCGGGGACAAAACGACCGUCGAACGGUACGAUACGGAGCGUUGCGGCGUAAGGGUUAAAAACCUCCAGAAGGCUCUCGAAGCCAGCUGGACUUUGUACGGCACUGAUCAGACGGGGCAAGAUAAAACCGGCAUCCUUGAAGUGACCGUUACGUCGAUAAAAUUCAUCGAUGAGCUGAACGUUACCGUGAGCGGAUCGGCGUCCACGGCUACAGUCAACUGUCCGGACAAGGACGGUUCCCGGUACUGUCGCAUCAUCGAUGCCGACCAGGUCGUGUCCGAAUCUUGCACCAAAACGGUCGAUCUUACGCAGCAGAUCAGCCAUUUUUGGUGCCACACGAUGUUUUGGGGCGCAAUGACGGAGCGGAUCACCAAGAUCAACUUGAUCGUGCAAGAGGACGACCGUGACGUGAAGGCAACGGUGGUGGAAACGGAGGACCAUAUCGUGCUGUCUUGCCAGUACCGCUCCACGGUUUCGCUGUGCCGCGCCUUAUCGGAGACAGAUAAUCGCCAGUACAUGCUGCUUGAUGGGCAUCUCUCCGGGCGUUACUCGGCGUACAACACAAAAAUUUCGACCGGUCUCUGCUCGUUGGAGAUCAAGAAACCACUCGCCCCGGCAGACGUUGGCGUGUGGCGCAUCUACCAGCAGCUCAACCCGACCGACUACACCGGCUGCGUGUUUGACGUGAAAAGCAAACGCCUCGCCAAAACCCGGCAACUCAUACGCACCCGCGGGCCAGCCGCUAAAAGCAACCGACUGGAGCUGACCGCCACCGACAUCGAGAUCUUUCACGAUCCACGAUCGUCCAGCGCCACGGUAACGGAGCUGACCUGUGCGGUACCGUACGAGAUGGACUAUUGCUACCUUUCCGGGCCGACUGCCGGCGACUAUGCGCCGCAACGGUUCGAUCGGUUGAAGUCGCUCGGCCUCUGCCGGUUCGUGGUGACCAACAUUACGAGCGGCGUGUGGGCCUGCGGCAUUAACGAUCUCGACGGGGCGGAAGAUCACCUCACGUACUACAAUGUGAGCGUGUACCAGCAGCCGGGGCGCACCGUUACCGAGCAGCUGACGGCCAGCAGUGGCGAUCGCGAGCAGCGGCUGCUUUGUCGUACCAUUUUGGACCUUCCGAUCGAUAUCUGCCGGUUUGUGGAUCCGUCCGGCGAGGUGCACGGUGUUUCGAACCAGAUCAAACCAUCCACCGAUGCGCGAUACCGGUACUAUGGGAAGGGAUUGCGCGAGGGCGAAUGUGGACUGGAAAUUGUCGAGCUGCAGGAUAAAGACUUUGGCCGGUGGAAGUGUGCGUUCAAGGUGCGCGGCCGGGAGUACGAAAUUUCGAUGGACAUUGUUGAAGAAGCUAUGAGCGUUGGUGCGAUCAUAGGAAUCAGUAUUGCGGCUACAAUCGGGCUCGGUAUCAUCGGAAUCUUUGCCUACCGCAAGCUUAAUCGCCGUUACACCGGACCCACAUACACCGUCUCGUCCAGCAUGGCGAACGUUUCGACCGCGUCGCACCAGUCAUGAGAGGAGCGGACCUCCUUAACCCACCAAUGCGUGCGUUUGUGUGACUGUGUGUUCGUUUUUUUUUGUUACCAGUGUUUACGUGUUUUGAUUGUUCUUUUCGUCGU
This is a messenger RNA of Anopheles merus, 2867 nucleotides long. RefSeq lists its product as uncharacterized. Bases 982 to 2763 code for a protein of 593 amino acids. Lineage: Eukaryota; Metazoa; Arthropoda; Insecta; Diptera; Culicidae. The record is from RefSeq and is a predicted model, not a curated record. The transcript has 5 exons.